CUUUCCUCCGUGCGCGCGCUCGGGUCUCCGCUUUCACCUAGCGCCUGCCUUGCUCCCAGCCGAGAGCGGCCAUGCCCGAGCCCCUGGCACGCCCAGCCCUCGUCAGCUGCGAGGGGACGCGGGCUUGAGCCGAACCACAGCCGGGAGGCAGGAGACGCCAGCCUUUCCCUCUGCGGACGCCGUCUGCCCUGGAAGCCCCCCCGAGGGGAAGCACAGCCAUGAUGGGAGGCCUCCUGCUCGUUCUCUGCUCUUUCCUGGUUCCGGUGAUCUUGGCAGAAGCGACUGAGCAAGAGAAAGAAAAGGAUCCCUUCAACUAUGACUACCAGACCCUGCGGAUUGGUGGCCUGACCUUUGCCGUGGUCUUCUUCACGCUUGGGAUCCUGCUCAUUCUGAGCAGGCGAUGCCGGUGCAGCUUCAACACAAAGGCCAGGGCUCCCGGUGAUGAGGAGGUGCAGGCGGAGAACCUGGUGGCUUCUAACGAUGUGAGAUGGGACUCUGCCUUCAAAAGGCAGGCCCGGGUUCCGAUCGCUGGGGGCACCAGCUCUGGACCACAGGCGCCGAGGGCGUUGGAGAGGUGGAAAAACCCCAGAAGAGGCGUCCUCAGUCAGGCGCGGGAGGGGGGCUUGCUUUGGGCGGUUGCGGGCCCUCUAUUUAUUGCCCCGCGCAGUUGCUCUCCAGUCCUUUCCGCAGCGAGAUCGGAGCGCUCCCAAGGGACGCGGGCUAAACCAGCGGGUGGCGCGAUGGGACCGCUUCCUUCCUCCCCCACCGAUGUGGCAAAAAAUUUGCCGGAGACCGAGAAAUCCCUAUUUUCUUACGACUACGAGACCGUCCGCCACGGGGGGCUCAUCUUCGCCGUGGCGGCCUUCCUGAUCGGGCUCGCCAUCGUCUUCAGUCGGCGGUUCCGCUGCGGAGGGAAGCAGCAGCGACGACCCGGCGAAGUGAACGGACUGUGAGCCCGGCUCUGUCCAGCGCACCUUUCUGCGGGCCUCCGGCUCCUUUCCGGAGGGCGACAGGGAGUGCGGGCGGCCUAGCCGGCGGCUGGAGCCUCUUCUCUGCCGGGAGCGAGAGAUCUUCCUCCGAGGACUGAAUGGGAAGCGGCUCCGGGCGCGCAUCCGAGGAAGCGACGAGCCUAAGCCGCACUUGGCUGCCGCCGCGCCGCCUCUGGCCGUGAAAUAAAGCGCCGCCUCCCAAGUCGAGUUUUAGCUGAGAAAA
This is a messenger RNA of Thamnophis sirtalis, 1212 nucleotides long. NCBI's taxonomy places the organism in Eukaryota, Metazoa, Chordata, Lepidosauria, Squamata, Natricidae. The record is from RefSeq and is a predicted model, not a curated record.